AUGCUCACACGAGUCAAGUCCGCCGUCGCCGGCUUCAUGGGUGGAAUCAUCGCCGGCGGCGGGUCCGGCGGAGGUUGCAGCCCCGGCUCGGACCUGCCGCUCAAAUUCCCCUAUAUGAGGCCGGAGUUCCUCGGACUCUCCCCGGAUGAGAUCGAGUGCUCCGCGGAUCACAUCGCCCGGCCCAUCCUCAUCUUGAAGGAGACCAGGAGAUUACCUUGGGCUACCGGAUACGCAGAGGUGAUUAACGCUGGGAAGAGCGCUCUGAACGAGGAUCAGGCCUGUUGUGAAGUGGUGGUAGUGCGGCGUCGGCCGAUGAGCUAUUGCCCACCUUCAACGCCUAGCAAAACCCCGACGGCAAAGAGACGCAACUCCCUGCCCAACGGCGACGGUCCAGGGCUUCGCUUGGAUCACAGCAAGCUUGGGGAGGACAAUGAGGGACUUGUGUUUCAUUAUUGGGCCUUGUUUGACGGCCAUGCCGGUUCCGGCGCCGCCGUGGUUGCCUCCCGCCUGCUUCAGCACCACAUCGCCUGCCAGCUGCAGGCAGUCAUCGAGAUCUUGCACAACCUGACAUCUCUGCCGCCCACCAUCUUAGGCGAGGAGCCCGAUGCCAACAACCCCUAUUUACAGGGCAACACGCCGGCUGCCCAGCGCUCCCUGACGCGGGCGGCAUCGCUACGGGGUGCGGCCGGGACGCCGGCUUCUCCUAGCAGCACGCCACCGCCACCACGUUUUUUCACCGAGAAGAAGGUCCAGCAUGAGAGCUUGGUGAUCGGAGCGGUGGAGAAUGCCUUCAAAGAGAUGGACGCACAGAUCGAGAGAGAAAAGCAGGGCUACAACAUCACGGGAGGAUGCACGGCUCUCACUGUGGUCUACAUGCUGGGGAAGCUGUACGUCGGAAACGCAGGCGACAGCAGAGCGAUAAUUAUCAGGAACAACGAGAUUGUUCCGAUGUCAACAGAAUUCACGCCGGAAUCGGAGCGCCAGAGGCUACAAUUCCUGGGUUUCAUGCAGCCUCACCUUUUGGGAAACGAGUUCACGCAUCUGGAAUUCCCACGAAGGGUUCAGCGGAAGGAGGUCGGAAAGCGAAUGCUCUACAGGGACUUCACCAUGAACGGAUGGGCGUACAAAACCGUCGAGGAUGAAGACCUGAAGUUUCCGCUCAUCUACGGCGAAGGGAAAAAGGCGCGGGUGCUAGCCACUAUCGGCGUCACACGCGGUUUAGGCGACCACGACCUAAGAGUUCACGACUCCAACAUCUACAUCAAGCCAUUUCUGUCCUGCCUUCCUGAGGUGAAGGUGUACAACCUCACUCAGUACGAGCACGGCGCGGAUGACGUACUGGUGAUGGGCACGGACGGACUUUGGGACGUUCUGUCUAAUCAGGAAGUCGCCGAGGCUGUCUCGACUUUCCUCGCUAACUGCGAUCCAGAUGAUCUUCACAGGUAUACCAUGGCGGCUCAAGAUUUAGUCAUGCGAGCGCGCGGCGUCCUCAGAGACCGAGGUUGGAGGAUCACCAACGAGCGCUUGGGCUCGGGAGAUGACAUCUCCGUCUUCAUCAUUCCGCUAAUGUAUGGCAACCGUCAGCCCUGA
Nerophis lumbriciformis (worm pipefish) is the source of this 1590-nucleotide messenger RNA. Lineage: Eukaryota; Metazoa; Chordata; Actinopteri; Syngnathiformes; Syngnathidae. The record is from RefSeq and is a predicted model, not a curated record.